UUCAAUGGGCAUUAUCUGAGCAUGCGCAGAAUUACGCACAUCGUUCCUUUGAUCGAACUGAAAGGAUCAAAGGAUCAAAGAGCGCUGACGUCACGUUCGCGGCCACAAAAGUCCAUAAAUACCCCCUCUUCACCUUUGUAAACACACUUUCACUUGGAGCAUUUUCAGAAACACGGAGUUGUUUUUGCAAACCAGGAACCUUUCAGAACCGGACUAUUUUUACAUUGAAGUAAGCAAACGCUUUUUUUUCUUCUCGACACUUUGCCUUAAGCUUUUAAAGAAAUGUCACACGAAACAUUAAAUAAUUCAUUGUCUGACAGACAGUUUCGAGAGGAAUCACAUAGACUGUGUGGGUUGGUGGAGGGAGAAAUACCUGACCCUAUGCGGCUUCAAGACAAAAUUAAAGAACUCCAGUUGGAGUUGAGCACCCUAAAGCUCAAAAAGAAUUAUUACCAAAACAAUUACUAUCGCUUAAAAGAUGAGCGUGAACACAGGUGUAAAGACGUGCAGGAAGAUUCUCUCCUUGAGCAGAACAGCAGCAUUGCUGCUCAGUUGUCCCAGAUGGAAAGUGAGAGAAACGAACAAAAGAAAGAGAACGCAAAUCUCAAGAAAGCCUUAGAGAGUCUUGAGUACCAAGUGGGAGAAGCUCAUCAUAAAACAACAAAAAAAGAUGAGAUAAUAGAUAAACAGAAUGGGGAAAUAGUACAAAAGCAGGAACAGAUAGUUGAGCUGAAAAAAGAAAUAUGUAUUCUUCAGCGUAGGGUGAGACAGGCUCUGGACGAAAAGCAGUCACAGGUGGAAUCUCUGGAGGCUAAACUCCAGGAACAGGUUCAAACCAUUCAGAUGAUGCACAAUGACUUUGUGGAAAAGGAAGAAUCUCUCCUUGAGCAGAACACCAGCAUUCCUGUUCAGUUGUCCCAGAUUGAAAGUGAGAGGAAUGAACAAAAGAAAGAGAUCGCAAAUCUCAAGAAAACUUUAGAGAGUCUUGAGUGCCAAGUGGGAGAAGCUCGUCAUAAAACAACAGAAAAGGAUGAGAUAAUAGAAAAACAGAAUAGGAAAAUGGUACAAAACCAGGAACUGAUAGUUGAGCUGAAAAAAGAAAUAUGUAUUCUUCAGCGUAAGGUGAGACAGGCUCUGGACGAAAAGAAGUCACAGGUGGAAUCUGUGGAGGCUAAAUUCCAUGAACAGGUUCAAACCAUUCAGACGAUGCAGCAUGACUUUCAGGAAAUGGAAGAAUCUCUCCUUGAGCAGAACAGCAGCAUUGCUGCUCAGCUGUCCCAGAUUGAAAGUGAGAGGAAUGAACAAGAGAAAGAGAUCGCAAAUCUCAAGAAAACUUUAGAGAGUCUUGAGUACCAAGUGGGAGAAGCUCAUCAUAAAACAACAAAAAAAGAUGAGAUAAUAGAUAAACAGAAUAGGGAAAUAGUACAAAAGCAGGAACAGAUAGUUGAGCUGAAAAAAGAAAUAUGUAUUCUUCAGCGUAGGGUGAGACAGGCUCUGGACGAAAAGCAGUCACAGGUGGAAUCUGUGGAGGCUAAAUUCCAUGAACAGGUUCAAACCAUUCAGACGAUGCAGCAUGACUUUCAGGAAAUGGAAGAAUCUCUCCUUGAGCAGAACAGCAGCAUUGCUGCUCAGCUGUCCCAGAUUGAAAGUGAGAGGAAUGAACAAGAGAAAGAGAUCGCAAAUCUCAAGAAAGCCUUAGAGAGUCUUGAGUGCCAAGUGGGAGAAGCUCAUAUUGAAAGAAGAAAAAAGGAUGAGAUAAUAGAAAAACAGAUUAGGGAAAUACUGCACAAUCAGGAACGGAUAGUUGAGCUUGAGGAACACAUUGAAAGCAUGAAACAGUUUGGUGCAGAUCUUAAGAAUCAGCUGAAUGAACAUCUGCUGGCUGAGAAUUAUGCCCUUAAAGAAAAUGAAGAAAUCCUCACCAAAAACAAUGAAACCCUCAGUGCUGAGUUAGCCCUGCUCCAGACAAUCACUGAGAAAAAACACGAAGAGUUAAAAAAUCUUACACAGCAAAUAUUUAGGCUGGAGAAUGCGGUUAAAGACAUCGAAAAUGUAAAACGAGCCCAACUGGAAUCUGUGAAGGCAAGAUCACAGGCAAAGAUUAAAACCAUUCAGAUGUCUCUGCAUGAGCUUCAGCAAAAGGAAGAGUUUCUCCUUGAGCAGAACAGCAGCAUUGAUGCUGAGAGGAAUGAACUAAAGAAAGAGAACACAAUUCUCAGGAAAGGUUUAGAAAAUCUUGAGUACCAAGUGAGGACGACAGAAAAUCUGACACAACAAAUGUUUACACUUGAGGAAAUAAUCAGAAAGCAGAACUGCAAAAUUGUGCACAUGCAGGACCUAAUAGAUGAACUUUCUGAACAUCUAGAAGUGAAGAGAAAGAUCAAUGAAAAUCUCAAGGAUCAGCUGAGAAGGGAGGAGGAAGGAAAAAUAUUAGCUGCUGCGCACAAUUUUGGAGACAGUUGUCAGAUCACUGAUGAAUCUCUGCAGCUGGAGAAUCUUGCUCCUGAACCUGAGGACCUUGAUUCUCCUGUGUCAGAACCAUCUCCUGAUGUGGUUCUGACACAGGAGAAUCUUGCUCCUGAACCUGAGGAGCUUGAUUCUCCUGUCUCAGAAUCACCUCCUGACGUGGUUCCGACUAGUAGUUCAUGGCGUCACGGUGCCAGACGCCUACUUAAAGUAGGUUUAGGUCUUGCCGCAGCAGGCAUUCUUAUUCCUGCUGCUUAUUGGGCCUUUUCAAUGUUUAACAACUGUUCCCCAUAUGACUCUGUCUAUGGUGGCCUUGAGCCAUAUUGCUACCUUGGUCAUGGAUCAGUUCCCCUUUAAAGA
Messenger RNA from Oreochromis niloticus (Nile tilapia), 2826 nucleotides. RefSeq names its product myosin-J heavy chain-like. The record is from RefSeq and is a predicted model, not a curated record. The coding region runs from base 283 to 2823 and encodes 846 amino acids. NCBI's taxonomy places the organism in Eukaryota, Metazoa, Chordata, Actinopteri, Cichliformes, Cichlidae. The transcript has a single exon.